Ostrinia nubilalis (European corn borer) is the source of this 765-nucleotide messenger RNA. RefSeq names its product cilia- and flagella-associated protein 61-like. The transcript has 5 exons. The coding region runs from base 119 to 733 and encodes 204 amino acids. The record is from RefSeq and is a predicted model, not a curated record. Lineage: Eukaryota; Metazoa; Arthropoda; Insecta; Lepidoptera; Crambidae.
AUCUGAUGGGAGUGGUGACAAACACCUCGAGAAGAUCCCAACUCUGAAGAAGCCCAUCGUGACCCAUUGCACGUUGCCCGGACGUCUGCAGUACUUGGAGGUCCGACCUCCAGGGAAGAUGACUCCCCAUUAUUAUGUGCAGUCGCAACAGUUUACCGGUUAUGUACUAGAGACGUUCAAAGGCGGCUACUUCAAGCUGCACCUGAACAACGACCAAGUGGUGGAUGGCAUCACCUGCCUCAGUCCAGAGAGCCUCUCGCUGGACAACUUCAAGAACCUCUACGGACUGUCCGCAACUGUGUUGAAUAACGUGCAUUUGAGAUACACUGCAAAAAAACUCGACGACUUCUAUUCGUUCUUCCGUUCAAACUGGGCGUUGUAUUUGUAUCUCGAACGAGCUGAUGAACUCUUUGCAAUGGCUAAGGAAUUGUUACCAAAGGGUCAAAAAAAUGGGAACACCUUAAACGAUGCUCUAAGGUCCAUCGCACAAAAUUUGUAUAACCCAUCCUACAGAUUCAACACAAAACUGAGGAUACGCUCCAAGUUCGAACAGUCGCCACACGUGUCAGCCAUCACCGACUACGUCAUGGAGUGGAUAUCAGACAACGAUGUUCUACUCCCGAUAUAUCUCCAACAAGCACAUAAAAACGAAUGCACCCACGACCUGGGUUCUCACCCCGCGUUCGUAAAAAAGAAGAAAAGUCUGAUUAAAAUGUUACAGAGGAUACUUUAAUUGAAUAGAAUAAUAAAGAUUGACAGAAAUUA